GCCCAGUCAUGGUCACGCUGCCUCUCUGAAAAGCCGCAAGAAAAUAAAAAUAAAUAUAUCUUUCUAGCUAUUAUUAUUGUUGUUAUUAUUAACAAAAAUGUCGGAAACAGUUGAUAGCACAGAGGUAAAGUCGCCGUCGUACGACUUAUCCAAGUUCCAACUGAAGCGAAUCCUAACCAACAACAGCGUUAGGAAAAGUAUAUCCCUGCUUGGCACUUUUCCGGAUUUAGGAACCGAUGAUGCCAUUGUUGUUUUCGAGAAAAAUGCGUACCGGGAAAGCGAUGUGGCCACGGCGUCAUCAGAAGAGUCUCCCAAGAAGCCUAGCUAUUUUACCGCGGACCUGAAAGUUGACACUGAGUUUAUCAACAAUAUCUACGGCAGUUUUCAGGUUGUGCCGACCCAGGAUUUGUGCAGUGUGAAAAGCACAGUCAUUUAUCCCGCCACCGAGAAGCACAUCGAGAAAUACUCAGUAUCUCAAAAGUAUCUCAUCCGGGAGACUCCUGAUCUCUACCAAAGAAUAACUCUUCCAUAUCUCACCUCAAGUCAAUUCUCCCUCGAGUGGGUCUACAACAUACUCGAGCAUAAGCAGGAGACGGAACGUAUCGUGUACGAGGACAGGGAUCCAAAGACUGGCUUUAUCCUUCUGCCCGAUCUCAAAUGGGACGGACGCAAUGUGGAAACCCUCUAUCUGCUGGGAAUUGUCCACAAGCGCGACAUCAAGUCUCUGCGCGACUUGAAUGAAAGUCAUCUCGAUCUUUUGCGCAACGUGCGCCAAGCGUCGAAGGACGCAAUUGCCAAGCUAUACGGCAUUAAUCCCAAUCAGCUGCGCAUGUACUUUCAUUACCAGCCGUCCUUCUAUCACCUCCACGUGCACAUCAAUCCAGUACGGAACGAUGCACCGGGCAUAUGGUGCGAGAAGUCCCACAUGCUGGACACGGUGAUCAACAACUUGGAGCUGAUGCCGGACUACUAUCAGCGAGCCACCUUGCCGUUUGUCCUGUACGAAGGCAAUAAGCUGUUGGAUCUCUAUGAGCAGGAGCUACCCAUUAGAGCGCUGACAGUAUCGAGCGACGAUAAGGAGCUCCCUGACUCAGACUCUUUGAACGUCGCUCCACCGGAAGGCUUUAGCGAUGAGGAGCCGGAGGAGAGGCAGUGCAAGCGCAUAAAGUUGGGCUCGCCGGAGCCCAAGGAGGCCGAGUCCGCUGUUCAGGCGUGUGCCUAAACUGGUAUUACUUAAUGAGAAAGCUAACCCUAGAUGUUGCCUAUCAAAAAUACAUCCUACUUAUGAUCAUUCAAUUCAAAAUAAAGUUAUUUUCAAAAAUUUCGUUUGAGAGC
This is a messenger RNA of Drosophila melanogaster (fruit fly), 1335 nucleotides long. It is a transcript of the gene Dcps, whose product is annotated as decapping enzyme, scavenger. Gene Ontology annotation, biological process: deadenylation-dependent decapping of nuclear-transcribed mRNA. The coding region runs from base 98 to 1222 and encodes 374 amino acids. Gene Ontology annotation, molecular function: hydrolase activity; RNA 7-methylguanosine cap binding; 5'-(N(7)-methyl 5'-triphosphoguanosine)-[mRNA] diphosphatase activity. The record is from RefSeq and is marked reviewed. The transcript has 3 exons. Gene Ontology annotation, cellular component: cytoplasm; nucleus; m7G(5')pppN diphosphatase complex. Lineage: Eukaryota; Metazoa; Arthropoda; Insecta; Diptera; Drosophilidae.